Molecule: messenger RNA, 2067 nt
Organism: Amoebophrya sp. A25
Lineage: Eukaryota; Dinophyceae; Syndiniales; Amoebophryaceae
Source: the annotation of a GenBank genome assembly
AGCGUCUUCGCGCGUUGAGUGACAAGAUGGACCCCAAAGUGACCAAACCCGUACUCGCACCGUACCAGUAUGCGGCUUUCCAACGAAGCGCAAGCGGCGAGUACAAAGACUGGCCCGCAAGGUUGGAUGAGAUUCUUCUCAGUCAGGAGGGAGUAGCGCGCGCUGCGGAGAAGACUGGGAAGAGGUUUCGGUGGGCCUUCCAGGAUCUUCUUUGGACGAUUCGCAUCUGUUUCACGCAUUGGCACAGUUGGGAUGACGAGGGACUGGAGGAGUUGCUUUGGGCGUCCGUGGAUGCCUCUUCAUCAGGCUCCGGCAAGAACAUGCAAUUAACGGAUAUGAUCCAAAAUCACACUGACGGGGACCUCUAUUUUGCGCUCACUCAGUAUUUUUACUCCCGCUUUCCUGAUUUGGAUAAGGACGUUCGCGGCGCUCUGCGGGAGGCCAAAGCGUUGCAAAAGGCGAGCAAGAAUCGCUCCGGCGAAGAAGCGGCAGCCGCUGAUGCCACCUGUGCAGAAUUGGUCAAUUGGGAAAACUGGUUCGACAAUCCAUUUAUGCAUCAAUUCGCCCGCAAAGACGAUGUCACUAGCUUGAAGGACAUCAUAGCCACUGUUGACUUCUUCAUCGUCGGAUACGUCGACUCUAAGAGGCGCACGUGUGCAGAAGUGGCGCCACAAGGUGGAGCAGCGCAACGUUUUUUGAACGACGUGCAAGCGAAAAUCAACAAGGCCGGAAAACAAAAGCAAAAGAAAUGCUCUGCUGGACGAGAGGUUCUGUCUGAGGUGCAAACUCGGCAUUUACUUCUAACGGAAAUCGCCGACCGUACAACGACCAUCCAGUCACCCGGCUGCGAAAGCCACGGAAGAAAUGCGACCACAACGAGCAGGCGGGCUACGAUGCGAGCCGUGUCAGCGGACAACGACUCCGACGACAGUGCGGCUUCCGCUGUGACCGUUCCUAGACGCGACUGCUUUGUCAACACGGGCGCCACCUCCCAAUCCUCUGGCAAUGGGGAGGGUAAUGCGCAAGAAGCGUCGCUUGAGACGCGCGUGAUGCGUUUUUUGAUCGAACAGAAAGACGAGGCCUUUGACGCACUUGAAGUACGUCGUGCAUUGGAUAUGAAACCUCCAGCCAGUGCUUACAAGGCGAUAUUGACUAAAUUAGUCGAAAGACAACGGGUAAUCAAGCUUCCCCCACUUGCCGGAUCACGACCCCGCUAUCAGCCUCUUAGGUCACCCACUAGUUGUGUCCCGGGAUAUUCAAGACUAGUCGAGCAGACCCUCUCAAGACUGCCUCCAGCAGACGCAAAGCUGGGCGGUGAGAUACUGGAUCACCUACGGAGCGCAGCCCCGCCUGGAGGUGACAAUUGGUUAUUGGCACUGGAUCUUUCAAGGAAACUGGGCAUAGAGAAAAAAGCCGCCAACCGUGUGGUCUACAAGCUUUACGAGUUAAAUAGCGUUGACCGCUACGAGCAAGGACCGAAAAAGCUAUACAGAAGCCUAUGGUAACUGUCCCGGAGUUAUCAUCCCAUGAUACGAGGGGAGCAACGGAAAGGAUGCUCAGACGAUUCUUGGACGGUCUUUAUGAUUAUCGCAGUCGAAUGAAUGUGAUGCGGAGUCAGCUCAUGCGCUUCCGAGAAGUUCUUCGACGAUCACCGAUAGGCGACGGAGUUUCUGACUUGUCUACGGCGGAAGCCAGCACUGUGCGAGUUGCAGUCCAAAAAUCACUUCGACUCCCAGACUCCUACCAUGUCCUUGCAAUGUUGAUAAAAUAUUUCUCAUUACCCUAGAUCCUGCUUUCUGAGCUCCAGCAAGCAGUAUUGAAGCUGCCGAUGGACAGCAACCGAAAGUCCCCUUAUUCGCCCCAAGAUGUAAGAAGAAAGAGCAGUACUGUUGACUCUAUGGCGAAGGUUAUUCAGUAGAAAUGAUCAGCACUUCCUUCAGAUCUCGCACUCGCUGCUCCCGAAUCGAUACCAAUGUGAAGAAUUUCAGUUCUACGAAUAAACAAACCUUCAGCAUAGUUCUUCGUGUGCUGGUCUGACAAUGUGUGAAUACAAAAAAACUGGCGCAC